This is a messenger RNA of Polyodon spathula (Mississippi paddlefish), 393 nucleotides long. Its product is annotated as protein FAM237A-like. The transcript is spliced from 2 exons. NCBI's taxonomy places the organism in Eukaryota, Metazoa, Chordata, Actinopteri, Acipenseriformes, Polyodontidae. The coding region runs from base 1 to 393 and encodes 130 amino acids. The record is from RefSeq and is a predicted model, not a curated record.
AUGGAAUCUCUGAGUUGCAGAUGGUACCUUCAGCUUGUCUGCAUGCUGAUCUUUGCUGCGGCACGAGCCAAGCCAGGGUUUUUAAAAAGUAACCAAGCAGGAGGAAGCAAUGACCCAGGAAUCUUGGGUGAGAUCGAUCCACAGUGUUGGGAUUCCUCAUCUCUUGCCCUUGUUGAAGUGAAGAAACUCAGAGUAGCAGAUUCUGUCAAUGGUCUUUGGGACUUCAUGAUCUUCCUGAAGUUGUCUGAGUAUCCGAAGCAUAAUGCCCUCUUCAAUGACCUGGCCCAGCUCUUCUGGGAUAUCUAUGUGGAUUGUGUUCUAUCACGGUCCCAUGGAAUUGGCAGGCGAUACAUUAUUUCCAACUUUCCUGACCAAAACAAUAUUGGCAGCUAA